AUGAAGAUAUUCGCGCUGCCCAUUGUGGCGCUUGCCAGCAUCCUGUCGAUAACUGCCGACAGUGGAACGUGCAGUGGACCACAAGCUCGGUUCAAACCGCCGCCUGGUGCAAUCGUUGUCGAUGCGAAGGGUGAUCCCAAGCACGACCAAGGCAGCUACCGGACGAUGAAGGAGGGCUUUGCAAAACUUGAUGUCCGUACGGAUAAAGAGCAGACGAUCUUUAUCUUUCCGGGAGUCUACAAGGAGCAGGUGGUCGUUCCGCCUCUCAAAGACGCUCUCGUGAUCCAAGGCGCCACGUGCGAUGCGACGUCGUACGUCAAGAACGAGGCGACGAUUACGCACGCGAUGGCGCGGAAGGACCUACCUCCUGAUGUGACUGGUGAUCACAAUGCAAUGACCAGCACAAUGCGGUUCGAGUCCAACAACGUGAAGGUUUACAAUCUCAACAUCGCCAAUACGGCAGGCAAUGUGGGACAGGCCGUCGCUGCUACCGUCGACGCCACAAACUGCAGCUUCUACGGCUGCAGCUUCACCGGAUAUCAAGACACUUUGUUCGUAACGGGGCACACCCUUGCGUAA
Hyaloperonospora brassicae is the source of this 579-nucleotide messenger RNA. NCBI's taxonomy places the organism in Eukaryota, Oomycota, Peronosporomycetes, Peronosporales, Peronosporaceae. The record is from the annotation of a GenBank genome assembly.